AACUAGGUUUAGAAGAAUACGAAGAUAAUAAAUUAGUUCUUAAUACUGUACAUGACUUAAUGCAAUUUUUUAAUCAAUCAAAUUGCAAAUAUCGUUCAAAAUCUAAAUCAAAAGAUUUAAGAACAUGCUAUGAAAAACUUUAUAGUAUAAAUGAAUAUACUCUUUCAACAUUACAAGAUCAUUUAUAUAGUAAAGGAUUAGUAGAACGAAUUCAUGGUAAUACUGGACGUGCAGCUAAAAGAGAAAGUAAAGUAUUUCUUGAUUUAAGUGUUACUUUUCCUAUAAAAAAAUAUUUAAAACAGUAUGCGAUUAUUCAUGGACUUCCAUCUCCAAUGUGUCAUAAAAAUGAAUCAGAACCUUUUAUUUAUUUAUCAACAGGCAAAACAUAUACUUCUGUUUAUAAUGAAUUUAAAGAACAUUUUUAUAGCGAAUAUAGAGAUACUAAAAACAUUAUAUCAUAUUUUACAUUUAGAAGGCUUUGGCAUGAAAUGAGGGCACAUCUUAAGUUUCAACCACCUGCAAGUGACUUAUGUGAAGUUUGUGAAACUUUAAAAGCCAAAUUAAUUGUAGCAAAAUCUAAUGUAGACGAAUAUGAAGAAAUUAAAAAUCAAUAUGAACAACAUUAUAAAGCUGCUGAAAAAGAAAGAGAACAUUAUAAUAAUAAUAUAAAUGAAAGAAACCAGGCAAUUCAAUAUAAUAACGGUUUGGGUUGGACCUGUAACUUAUCUAUGGAUAUUGGAAAGGUUUAUGCGUCAAAGGAAUCAGGUGGAAUAGAAGUAGCUUUUCAAUUACUAACAGAUAAAGAUUUUAAUAUAAAUACCCCAUUAGAAACUGUGCGUACAAAACAAUUAACUGAUGAAAGAAAACACUAUUUAUAUACAAAGAUUAGACAAUAUGUAGAGGAUCCGUUCAAGGACUUAUAUUGUAUGAACCCAGUUGAAGCUAAAAAUAAGAACAAAUAA
This is a messenger RNA of Racocetra persica, 962 nucleotides long. The record is from the annotation of a GenBank genome assembly. Lineage: Eukaryota; Fungi; Glomeromycota; Glomeromycetes; Diversisporales; Gigasporaceae.